Messenger RNA from Branchiostoma belcheri (Belcher's lancelet), 1134 nucleotides. Its product is annotated as C-type lectin domain family 4 member G-like. Bases 1 to 1134 code for a protein of 377 amino acids. The transcript has 6 exons. The record is from RefSeq and is a predicted model, not a curated record. NCBI's taxonomy places the organism in Eukaryota, Metazoa, Chordata, Leptocardii, Amphioxiformes, Branchiostomatidae.
AUGUACGAGCAGGCAGAGCCUAUCCGGUUGCCUUUCUCCGGCCCCGACAGCCGCCAACCCAGCGGGCCGCCACCCCAACCCCGUCCCGUCCAGCAGAGUGGUUCACGUGGGCGUGUCCGCCUUGGCAACGGCGCUUCUGACAAGCAGCGGGAAGACCAGGACACGUCUUCACACACGUACGUAAACACCGAGGAGGUGAAACGUUACGCAACGUCUGCAGACCGCGCGUAUCCGGGUGGAGCGAGCGGCCGUCGGGGUGUCUGUAGCUUCCUCCGCGCCCGCCGCAGCUUCCUCGCCGCCGGCAUCGCCGUGCUACUGAGCCUAAGCGCCGCGGGACUCGCCCCCCUGACGUUCAGGAACAAGCAGGGAAUAUCCCAACUGUCCGCCACCGUUGACGCCUUGAAACGCGACCAAGACGACAUGGCCACUGCUGUUAGCGUCUUAGAACGUGGCCAAGACGGAAUGUCGAGAGCUCUUAAUGCCUUGAAACGCGACCAAGACGACAUGACCACUGCUGUUAGCGUCUUAGAGCGUGGCCAAGAUGGAAUGUCGAUAUCUCUUAGCGCCUUGAAACGCGACCAAGACGCCAUGUGCCAACUGUUCGCCACUGUUGACGCCUUGAAGUGCGACCUGGACAAGGAGCGAGGCAAAAUCGUCGCCUUGGAGAAACGUCUUCACGAAAUAAACAAGAAACCAGCAUCCUGUCCUACGGGUUACAAACUUUGGCGUAAAAUCUGCUACAAGGUGUUCAACACACGCGAAACUUUCAGCGAAGCGGCGGCGGCCUGUCGUUCAGACGGCGGCACCCUCGCCAUGCCCCGAGACGCCGACACCAACGCCUUCCUGGGCUCCCUGUACAGGGCCACGACCGACGGUUGGAGUUUCUGGAUCGGUCUGCACGAUCGGCGCGAAGAGGGAAGCUACAAAUGGGUGGACGGUUCUGCACUUGGGCCGUACAGUUCCUGGGGUCCGAAACAACCCAACGACAUUAGGGGCACGCGCGACUGCGUUCUUUACUCCGCAAGCCCGUCCGGAAAAGUCAGUUGGAGCAGCAAACCCUGCAACUAUCUCUGUACCUUCAUAUGCCAGACUGUGCCAGCGUCGCAGGGUUCCCGUAAAGGGGCCCUGAAUUGA